CCCCGCAGGCUGCCGUAGCCAGGAAAGGCAAUCCAGGGUUGCUGCAGAAAAGUGCCACCAGCGUCGGCGGUUUCACUUUCGAUUUCAUCCGAUCUUCGGCGGAGGCCGGGCUUGUGGGGCACUUGGAGCGGGGGUUUGGAUCCCGGCCACCAGAUUUUUGAUCAGGAUUGUGAAAAUGAGUCUACGGAAGCAAACUCCCAGUGACUUCUUAAAGCAAAUCAUCGGACGACCAGUUGUGGUAAAAUUGAAUUCUGGAGUGGAUUAUCGAGGGGUCCUGGCGUGCCUGGAUGGCUACAUGAACAUAGCCUUGGAGCAGACGGAAGAAUAUGUAAAUGGACAACUGAAGAAUAAGUAUGGCGAUGCAUUUAUCCGUGGAAACAAUGUAUUGUAUAUAAGUACACAGAAGAGAAGGAUGUGAAGACACCAGGAGAGCAGUACUUUUCAUACUUGGAUAUAUUUUUCUAUGAGAUUUUUUUGUUUUGUUUUGUUCUUUUGUAACUUGUCCUGUUUCAUAAUAGUUGAUUUUUCACUGACAUGCGAGUGAGAAAAGUGCACAAAAUCGUGGACAUAGUUGUAAAGAGCUUCCUCCAUAUUUAAGUUCCAGGCAUUUUCUUUUCCUGUCAGUGUGCAGAAUGCAAAAGAAUAAAAAAAAAAAAGAAAGAAAGAAAA
Messenger RNA from Ailuropoda melanoleuca (giant panda), 669 nucleotides. RefSeq names its product LSM6 homolog, U6 small nuclear RNA and mRNA degradation associated (gene LSM6). The coding region runs from base 176 to 418 and encodes 80 amino acids. Gene Ontology annotation, cellular component: P-body; U4/U6 x U5 tri-snRNP complex; U6 snRNP. The record is from RefSeq and is a predicted model, not a curated record. NCBI's taxonomy places the organism in Eukaryota, Metazoa, Chordata, Mammalia, Carnivora, Ursidae. The transcript is spliced from 4 exons. Gene Ontology annotation, molecular function: RNA binding. Gene Ontology annotation, biological process: mRNA splicing, via spliceosome; maturation of SSU-rRNA.